GUCUGUGGAACUUGGCAAUUGAAUGUACAUGGCCUCAGGUUAAAAAUGGUGCCUUGAGAAGUGUGAUCCUCUUAGACCCUGAACUGGUUUGGGGAGUGGGGAAUGGUGGAGUAUGAAGUGAAAGGAGGAGUUUGGUUUGUAGAGUUUGAGAUGCCAGAGGGCCAUCCAAGUGGAAAGAUAAUCACCAGACAAUAGGAAAUGCAAAGUUGAAGCUUGAGCCAGGCUGGAGUCAUUGAUUCAGGAGCUGUCUAUGAGUUGAAGCUAUACAAGUGGAUUAAUAAAAGGAUAACCUCAAGAAGCAGAUGAUUUUUAGGGCUUCUUUUUUUGUUGAAUUUAAGAAAGAAUCAAGUUAUGUUAACAGGAAAAGGUGGUUCACAUCUGAAAUUUGGUAUUUAACUGCAUUUUAGACCCACUAAAAAAGCUAAAAAUAGUUGAUAAAAUUUGGAGAAGUUAUGCCUACGGUUAUUUGGGUCCUCGUCUAAACCGUGCUGCCUGGAUUCCUAUUCUUGGAUUCCAUAACAUAAUCCCAUCUUGUACUUUUUAGGUAUUGAUUUUCCCACAUAGGUACAUUUUUGCAAUUGUUUUCUUCUAAUGAGUUGUAAGACAGAUAAAAUGUGAAAAAUUGCAGCAUUAAACGUCACUUGGGAAGAGUUUGUUUCUUUUUAGCUUGAGGUUGGUAAAAUGGAUUUAUUUACUCCCCCGCCCACCCCCCGCUUCCAUUUGCACUGAAUACUAGAAGGUUUUUAGAGAGAGAGAAAGUUUCAGGUGGUUUCAUACACUCAGUUUACAAUCUGAGAACAUUUUUUUUUAAAAGCUUCCUUCCAAACCUGUAGCACAUUGCCCUUUUUGAGUCUACAAUUUGAAGUUAUUUUCCAAAAGAAGAGAACAUGGCAGUUAUAUUGCCCCCCUCGUCUCCCAUGCUAGCAAGUAGGAAGUUCGGACAGUUUCAUAACAUGGCCCAUUCACAAUUCCCCAUUGAAAUUUAGAGGCAGGUCACCUUCUAUGAAUACACAAAGACACUAUUGUGAUCAGAAGUGAGCUGGCUUAGUGAACACAAUUCUUUUUAUACUAAAAAAAUUUUUUUCUUAAGAAAGCUAACAAGUAGGUGAUGGAAACAAUGAAUAAAAAAUAACUUUUUCUAGAACAUAUAAAUAAUUUUAAGUGACCAUUGAAAUGUAAGUUUAGAAUUCCAAGGCAAUUUCUGCAGAGGCGAUAGUUACACAAUCAUUCUGUUGAAAGCUAAGAUUUAGAUGGCAUUAGGAGGCUGACACACAGUAAUUACUAGUAGUACUUGUUGGCUUGCAGACAGGUGGGGGUUGGGCCUCCAGAAUCCCCUGCAGCAUUUUCCUGUAAUCUGGAUGAGCGAUCUUCAAACGUGUGCUUUCAAACUACUUAAAUACCAUAUUCUUCCUAUCUUGCCUUUCAUUUUUAUAUUACCACAGAUACUUUCCUCAUAGUCUUGCCAGUGCUUGUAGAAUGCUUAGAAAAAGCUUGAUAAACCACUGGGCUAAGUACACAGAGGGAGAGGCUAGCAGUAUUUUUAAAUUGGUUUCUAAAUUUUUUAUAGCUUGAUGGUAGAUAACACAUUUGCUUCAUUUAAGUAAACUGAAAAACCAAUCCUCGACCUCUCAAUAAUUUAGAAUUCCUAAGUGACAGAAUGUUUUCUUUAUCAUAUAUUUGAGAGAUUGAUUUAAAGAAAAAUAAUGCUUGACUAUCUGAAAUAAUAUUUUAACCCUAUCAUAAAAUCUCUGCCUGGUAGAACAGCUGACUGUGGAAGGGUAAAAUGCAGAGAACCAGUCAUUGGAUCUCGCUUCUCUACUUUGUUACUGAAAUCUUGGACCUGUAGAACAUUACUAUCACUGUGUUCCUUUCUAAUGGGAAAAUAAUAAUAAACACUUGCAGAGUAUUUUUUAAAGGUUUUUAGCUUUAAAAAAAAAAAACCCUGUGCCUUACACAAUGUGUAUAUUGAGUUGAUACUGAUUAUGAUAAUUAGAGGGUAUUAUACAAUCAUUCAUUCAACAAACAUUCACUUACUGAGCACCUACUAAUGUUCCAGGUACUGAUUGUUAAAAGGUGAUUGAGACACAGCCUCUGUCCUGAGCUUACAGUCUAGUAGGAGGUGACAGAUUUGUAAAUAAUAGAUUUGAAGUUGCUGAGCAAAAAAAAAAAAAAAAACAAAAAAAACAAAAAAAGCUGUGUACCUCUCCCCCACAGCAAAUGUGUCACGGUCAUCUUCAGUCCUUUGCACAGUGCCCAGCACUCAGCUGUGCAGAUAUUAUUUGCACUGAUCCCUUACUAAUAUUUAGUGAGAGAAUGAGAUCGUGUUAAACAGUGUGUAUGUACAUGCCCCCAAAAAGGGUCAGUGUUAUGCAGAUAGUUGACAAAUAAUAUCCUGGUGCCUAAGGAAAAAAACCUAAACUUAUCAUAAGUAAACUUCGCUAUCUGAAGACAGCAGAGAUUGAUGCUAACACAUAACGAAUAAUAAAAAAGGAAAGUGAAAAGGGGGCUAUAGGGACUCCAGACCUGUAACAUCUGACAGGAGGGAUUGGCGGUCCUAAAGUUGAGGAACUACUAAUUUAAGAAAAAUGUACUUAGCCUUUGUUAUCCAUGCCUUGCAGCUAAGCAAGAUACGAGUUACUGGGUAUUUCACCAAGGAGAAUGUAAAGAAUGUACCUUUAACUUGUCUUUAAAAGGGAGGGAGGAAGCUGUCCCAGGCUUUUACUGAAGCUAGUAAUCUUGCAGAACUUGAUUUUUACAGGAUAAUGGAAAUUAGUAUCUUCAUAUAUUACUGUUUGUUCCUUGAACAAGUAGUAACUGGAGAAUUUGUCUUCCCAUGGCCAACCCUGAAAUACAAAAUCCAGAUAAAUGCUAGACCCUUGGGUAGUCAGGUGCCAAUACUGUAGAAACUCUUGCUUAGUUUCAGCAUUGGGUUUUAGUGAGUAUUAGUUCUGUAGCAUAAAAUACAGUGGCUUCUGAAAUUGCUUUUUUAGCUUGGGAAAAAUAAGCGGGAUCCACUGGUGCUUCAUGCCCAGUGCAGCCGUAACUUAGAAGGCUGGUUUAAUAGGUCAGGGGAGGGUCUGUGUGCAUUGCCAAGUGAGUGUGAUUUGUUGUGCAACUCUCAGGCUCUGCAGUAGGAGGUCUGCUUUUGCUGGCAAUAGAUUAUUUCUCAUUUCACUAAAACAUUUCAUGUCUUUUGGAUUAGCAUUUACACAAAAAAAUCAUUUUUAGCGUUUACAUAUAAGCACCCUCAUGAGAUGUAAGAAUUAAGUAAGAAUUAAGUGAAAGUCCACAACUGACAUUUUCUAUUCGGCAUCCCCCCAAAUUCUCUCAUAUUAGCUUUGCUGUAAUUUAGACUGUCCUAAUGGAGGUAUUUCUAAAUUGUUUUCUUUAUUCUCUCAUCUCUUCUACCCCCCUAGGGAAUGAAAGCUACUGGUUGAUUUUAAAAUGCCUGGGCCUCACAGGUUUGGAGAUGUCCCAAAAUAAGGCACAAUGUCAAUAGCAGGAGUUGCUGCUCAGGAGAUCAGAGUCCCAUUAAAAACUGGAUUUCUACAUAAUGGCCGAGCCAUGGGGAAUAUGAGGAAGACCUGCUGGAGCAGUCGCAGUGAGUUUAAAAACAACUUUUUAAAUAUUGACUCGAUAACCAUGGCCUACAGUCUGAACUCUUCUGCUCAGGAGCGCCUAAUACCACUUGGGCACGCUUCCAAAUCUGCUCCGAUGAAUGGCCACUGCUUUGCAGAAAAUGGUCCAUCUCAAAAGUCCAGCUUGCCCCCUCUUCUUAUUCCCCCAAGUGAAAACUUGGGACCACAUGAAGAGGAUCAAGUUGUAUGUGGUUUUAAGAAACUCACAGUGAACGGGGUUUGUGCUUCCACCCCUCCACUGACACCCAUAAAAAACUCCCCUUCCCUUUUCCCCUGUGCCCCUCUUUGUGAACGCGGUUCUAGGCCUCUUCCACCGUUGCCAAUCUCUGAAGCCCUGUCUCUGGAUGACACAGAUUGCGAGGUGGAAUUCCUAACUAGCUCAGAUACGGACUUCCUUUUAGAAGACACUACACUUUCUGAUUUCAAAUACGAUGUUCCUGGUAGGCGAAGCUUCCGUGGGUGUGGACAAAUCAACUAUGCAUAUUUUGAUACCCCAGCUGUUUCUGCAGCAGAUCUCAGCUAUGUGUCUGACCAAAAUGGAGGUGUCCCAGAUCCAAAUCCUCCUCCACCUCAGACCCACCGAAGAUUAAGAAGGUCUCAUUCGGGACCAGCUGGCUCCUUUAACAAGCCAGCCAUAAGGAUAUCCAACUGUUGUAUACACAGAGCUUCUCCUAACUCUGAUGAAGACAAACCUGAGGUUCCCCCCAGAGUUCCCAUACCUCCUAGACCAGUAAAGCCAGAUUAUAGAAGAUGGUCAGCAGAAGUUACUUCGAGCACCUAUAGUGAUGAAGACAGGCCUCCCAAAGUACCGCCAAGAGAACCUUUGUCACCGAGUAACUCGCGCACACCAAGUCCCAAAAGCCUUCCGUCUUACCUCAAUGGGGUCAUGCCCCCGACACAGAGCUUUGCCCCUGAUCCCAAGUAUGUCAGCAGCAAAGCACUGCAAAGACAGAACAGCGAAGGAUCUGCCAAUAAGGUUCCUUGCAUUCUGCCCAUUAUUGAAAAUGGGAAGAAGGUUAGUUCAACACAUUAUUACCUACUACCUGAACGACCACCAUACCUGGACAAAUAUGAAAAAUUUUUUAGGGAAGCAGAAGAAACAAAUGCAAGCGCCCAAAUCCAGCCAUUACCUGCUGACUGCAGUAUAUCUUCAGCCACAGAAAAGCCAGACUCAAAAACAAAAAUGGAUCUGGGUGGCCACGUGAAGCGUAAACAUUUAUCCUAUGUGGUUUCUCCUUAGACCUUGGGGUCAUGGUUCAGCAGAGGUUACAAACGUAGGAGCAAAUGGUUCUCAAUUUUCCAGUUUGAUUGAAGUGCACAGAAAAAUUUCUUAGAUUGCAGAAUAAAAUAGCUGAACUCUCUGUCUUCAUGCGAAGGUUUAGAGCAGUUGUGAGAUGCUGUUAUGCUGAGAAACCCUGAUUUUGUUAGUGUUGGAAAAAAGUCUUUCAGUCUAUAAUUUAAAGAUGUGAUGGUGGGGAGGGGAGGAUGGGGAAGCUUUUUAUAUACGCAUACAUUACAUACCUAUAUAUAAACUUGUGGUAUAACCAUAGACCAUAGCUGCAGGUUAACCAAUUAGUUACUAUCUUAGAGUAAUAUAUAUUCAGAAUAAUAAACUCAAGCUGGAGAAAAAUGAGUCCUGAUAGACUGAAAAUUGAGCAAAUGGAAGAAGAUACAGUAUUGUUUAGAUCAGAAUCAUUAAAAAAUAUUUUUGUUUAGUAAGUUUGAAGAUUUUUGGCUUUUAGGCCUUUUCUAUUUUGUUUCAUUUAUUUUUGCGGGUAGUCUUUUCCAUGGGGGGCAGGGUAUCCAUUCUUUACCAUGGGUGUACCUACUUAGGUUAAAAAUCAUCCCAAGGCCUCAUACUUCCAGGUUUCAUGUUGCGUCUUGUUGAGGGAGGGAGAGCAGCUUACUUGGCAACCAUAUUGUCACCUGUACUUGUCACACAUCUUGAAAAAUAAAACGAUAAUAGAACUAGUGACUAAUUUUCCCUUACAGUUCCUGCUUGGUCCUACCCAUUGAAGUAGCUCAUCGUAGUGCGGGCCGUAUUAGAGGCAGUGGGGUACGUUAGACUCAGAUGGAAAAGUAUACUAGGUGCCAGUGUUAGGAUGUCAGUUUUACAAAAUAAUGAAGCAAUUAGCUAUGUGAUUGAGAGUUAUUGUUUGGGGAUGUGUGUUGUGGUUUUGCUAUUUUUUUUUUUUAGACUGUAUUAAUAAACAAAUACAACACAAGCUGGCCUUGUGUUGCUGGUUCCUAUUCAGUAUUUCCUGGGGAUUGUUUGCUUUUUAAGUAAAACACUUCUGACCCAUAGCUCAGUAUGUCUGAAUUCCAGAGGUCACAUCAGCAUCUUUCUGCUUUGAAAACUCUCACAGCUGGCUGCUUCACUUAGAUGCAGUGAGACACAUAGUUUGUGUUCCGAUUUUCACAUCCUUCCAUGUAUUUAUCUUGAAGAGAUAAGCACAGAAGAGAAGGUGCUCACUAACAGAGGUACAUUACUGCAAUGUUCUCUUAACAGUUAAACAAGCUGUUUACAGUUUAAACUGCUGAAUAUUAUUUGAGCUAUUUAAAGCUUAUUAUAUUUUAGUAUGAACUAAAUGAAGGUUAAAACAUGCUUAAGAAAAAUGCACUGAUUUCUGCAUUAUGUGUACAGUAUUGGACAAAGGAUUUUAUUCAUUUUGUUGCAUUAUUUUGAAUAUUGUCUUUUCAUUUUAAUAAAGUUAUAAUACUUAUUUAUGAUA
Molecule: messenger RNA, 6370 nt
Organism: Nomascus leucogenys (northern white-cheeked gibbon)
Lineage: Eukaryota; Metazoa; Chordata; Mammalia; Primates; Hylobatidae
Gene: ERRFI1
Product: ERBB receptor feedback inhibitor 1
Exons: 3
Coding region: 3490-4878 (462 amino acids)
Biological process (GO): negative regulation of epidermal growth factor receptor signaling pathway; regulation of keratinocyte differentiation
Cellular component (GO): extrinsic component of cytoplasmic side of plasma membrane
Source: RefSeq, a predicted model, not a curated record